Molecule: messenger RNA, 501 nt
Organism: Colletotrichum paranaense
Lineage: Eukaryota; Fungi; Ascomycota; Sordariomycetes; Glomerellales; Glomerellaceae
Exons: 2
Source: RefSeq, a predicted model, not a curated record
GCUUUGCCUGACUGCUUCGUCGCAUACUGUGUAGGCAUCUACCUACUCAGUACUACUGUGGGUUCUGUUAUCUUGACCUCGGAAAACCUCCGUGUCGGCGCUGCCAUCGGGAACGGACUUCCGGGGCACACUCAGUGGGUGGGACAGCCAGCACCCAAGGUCCUCAUCUCGGAGCACCUCUUCGUACAGUUUUCGCUGGAAGACUGUCAGACCCCAUGCCCGCCCUUGAUCCACCAGGCGAGUGCGACCUCGCAGUGGAUUGCCUUCUGUGAGGAGGCAUAUUCCAGCCGGCAAGCGGCACCCUCACGAAUGUCUUGUUUGGCUGGCCCCGGAAGCCAACGGCCUGCGUCCUCGGCGGUCACCGUAGGCCACCGUUACCCCUCGUGCGAGACCCACUGCGGACUCUACACCGACCAGGCCGGCACGCGGGGGUUCGUCAGAAAUCAGGGCUCUUUUGUCGCUCACAAGAGGCUGGAAAUCGUGGUCAUGGGAAGAGAUUGA